GUGCAGAAGUGGAGCAUCGCCAUGGCGUUUGGGUUGUAUAAGGAGUGCGCAUCUCGUCGGUCUAAUAGCGGCGUCAGCCAUAUCGCAUCUUCGCCGCUCUUCCCACCUCACCAGAACAUUCAAGAUGGUGCAAUUCUCUGGUCUCACGGCGGUGCUGGUGCUUGCCUCCCUUGCAUCCGCUCAAUGCGGUUCUGGCACACCCGACGCGAAAGUCACUGGCUCCGGUAGCUCCUUCACCGCGACGAAGGGCUCGACGAAUCUCUACACUGGUUCAGAUUACCGUCUAGCUAUCCAGCGCGCUCUCGAUGGCAUCAGCAGCGGACAGCGGGUCUCCGUCAUCGCAUCCGGUAACAUUGGCGCUAGCACCAUCACCAUCACGAGCGGAAAGACAUUUGAGGGCUGCGGAACUAUAACAGCUGCUCCCAAGAGUGGAGGAGGAAACAUCGAAGUGACGAACCAGUCUGGCGUCAAGAUCCCCUACCUCACCAUGGCCGGUUCGACAUACUUCGGCAUGCGCUUCUCUGGUACUACAGACCUGACUCUAGGCACCAUCAACUUCAACCUCAAAGAUGGCAUGGGUAUCCGUUUCGACCGCGACCGAGCGGCCAACACAAAUGUCAAGAUGGGCACCAUCACCUGCAACGGCGGCACAUCGCACUGCGUGGAGACAUGGAAUAUCGACAAGCUCGACAUUGGCUCCGUUAUCGGCAAGAAUGUCGGAGAAUGCGGUCUCCUCCUCCAAAAGGUUACCAACGCAAAGGUUGGCACCGUAGACUGCGACAACUGUGGCGCUGGCACCGGAUACGCGGCUCUCCGUUUCGCCAACGAAGCCGGAAAGAUCAACGGCGGAUAUGGCACCAACAUCUACGUCAACCGCGUCAAGGCUCGUGGUGGCGGUCGCGGUAUCUUCUGUGUAUCUGCGUCUGGAGGUGCGGAGAUCGGUACGAUUGAUGUUGCCAACACGGGUAACAACGCCAUCUUGCUCGAGAACUGCUACAAUGUCAACAUCAAGGCUGGUACUGUUAGUGGUGGUGGUGAGGUUCGUCUGGCUGCGAGAACCGAGUUCGCGAACAGCAGAGAUAUCGCCAUUGCGUUGAAGGUCGAUGGAACCAGUGUGACGGAAAACCCGUGCACUGUGAACAAGACCAAAUGGAGCCUCACCGGAAACGGGGCGAGGAAGAUCUGCACAUAAGUGCUUCCCUGUUUCCCCAUUAGGAGCAUCUCACAGUGCUGACUGGCGGAUUUGGAUAACGUGUAGUCGCAACUUCAUUGUACAUAUCAACAUCUCAAUUACAUAGAGAGCUUCAUAUCCAACAAAUCUCCAUCAAGCCGUGUGAUCUCGAAACCGGAGUAUUUUCAAUCAUCAUCAUCAUAUAGCGACGUUGGUACGAGAGUCCAGUCGAAAGCUAGAGGGGAGGCUGGGGUUACGACAUGCAUAGGCGUAGGAACCGCAACACUCUAAGCGCAAUGUGAGUUGUCUUUCAGCUAUCUCUAAGGUCAUGCGCGC
Molecule: messenger RNA, 1507 nt
Organism: Alternaria rosae
Lineage: Eukaryota; Fungi; Ascomycota; Dothideomycetes; Pleosporales; Pleosporaceae
Exons: 2
Coding region: 125-1192 (355 amino acids)
Source: RefSeq, a predicted model, not a curated record